Molecule: messenger RNA, 2278 nt
Organism: Procambarus clarkii (red swamp crayfish)
Lineage: Eukaryota; Metazoa; Arthropoda; Malacostraca; Decapoda; Cambaridae
Source: RefSeq, a predicted model, not a curated record
CGUCAGCGCGGGGCGUUAUGCUCGGUGAGUGGGAGGCGGCGAGGGUGGCUGAGGAGCAGCGUCUAGCAGUCGUCUGCUCCUCGUGCGUCCUCCCUGUUCGACUCCCGCCGCCACCUCACAUAUCAACCCUACCAAUUCGUCCCAUAUAACACCCCAAAAAUGUACCGAGUAGCUUCUCUGUUGAGACUGCCGGCAGCUCGUCAGGCUUCGCUCAGUGUUCAAGCGAAACUUUACUCCAAAGAUGUCAGGUUUGGGUCCGAAGUACGAGCCCUCAUGCUACAGGGUGUUGAUGUGCUGACUGAUGCUGUAGCAGUUACUAUGGGCCCUAAGGGUCGUAAUGUUAUUAUUGAGCAGAGCUGGGGCAGCCCCAAGAUUACUAAAGAUGGAGUAACUGUUGCAAAGGCAGUAGAGUUAAAAGACAAGUUCCAGAAUAUUGGAGCAAAGCUUGUACAAGAUGUUGCAAACAACACAAAUGAAGAAGCUGGAGAUGGCACAACUACCGCUACAGUCCUGGCUCGCACAAUUGCCAAGGAAGGCUUCGAUAGAAUUAGCAAAGGUGCCAAUCCUAUUGAGAUUAGGCGAGGUGUAAUGGUGGCAGUUGAUGCUGUAGUUGAGCAUUUGAGAAGCCUCUCCCGCCAAGUCACCACUCCAGGAGAGGUUGCACAAGUUGCCACAAUAUCUGCUAAUGGGGACCAAGAUGUUGGUGCACUAAUUUCAUCUGCCAUGGAGAAGGUUGGUCGCAGUGGUGUAAUAACUGUGAAGGAUGGCAAGACACUAAAGGAUGAGCUGGAGGUGAUUGAAGGAAUGAAGUUUGACCGAGGUUACAUUUCUCCAUAUUUUAUCAAUACAAGCAAAGGUGCCAAGGUCGAAUUUCAAGAUGCACUACUACUACUGUCGGAGAAAAAAAUUUCAUCGAUCCAGUCUAUCAUCCCAGUACUGGAGCUUGCCAAUGCACAGAGGAAGCCACUUGUAAUCAUUGCUGAAGAUGUUGAUGGAGAAGCAUUGAGCACACUUGUAGUGAAUCGUUUGAAGAUUGGCUUGCAGAUUGCAGCAGUCAAGGCUCCUGGUUUUGGAGACAAUCGAAAGAAUACUCUACAAGAUAUUGCUAUUGCCACUGGUGGUAUAGUUUUCAAUGAUGAAGCCAGUAUGGUGAAGAUUGAGGACGUUCAACUGCAUGAUCUUGGGGUCGUUGGAGAAGUACAGAUUACAAAGGAUGACACACUUCUUCUGAAAGGGAAAGGCAAGACAUUGGACAUUGAGAGACGUAUUGCUCAACUCACUGAGCAGAUAGAAGAGAGCAGUUCUGAGUAUGAGAAGGAAAAAAUGCAAGAAAGAAUGGCGAGACUAUCUAAAGGUGUUGCCGUAAUUAAGGUCGGAGGAUCAUCAGAGAUAGAAGUAAAUGAAAAGAAGGACCGUGUUAAUGAUGCCCUUUGUUCAACUAGAGCUGCUAUUGAAGAGGGUAUUGUUCCUGGUGGUGGUGUUGCUCUAAUUCGUUGCAUACCAGCACUAGACAAACUUACCCCUGCCAAUAAUGACCAGCGAAUGGGCAUAGAAAUUAUCCGUAAGGCUAUUCAGACACCUUGCCUUACCAUUGCUAAGAAUGCUGGUGUGGAUGCUUCGGUAAUUGUCAACAAAGUAAUUGAAGCUUCUGGUGACACUGGUUAUGAUGCUGCAAAUGGGGUUUUCGUGAAUCUCAUUGAAGCAGGAAUUAUUGAUCCAACAAAGGUUGUGCGAACAGCUCUUACAGAUGCUGCUGGUGUUGCUUCACUUCUGACCACAGCAGAGGCAGUCAUCACAGAGAUCCCUAAGGAGGAGCCAGCUGGUGGUAUGGGAGGAGGAAUGGGUGGCAUGGGAGGAAUGGGUGGUAUGGGGGGAAUGGGUGGCAUGAUGUAAGACAAUUUAUUUAAUAAGAUUGUACUGAAAGCACUUCCCCGUGUUAAUGUCAGUUCCUUUGUUUUUGAACAUGACCAAUUUUGGUAUAACUGAGUUUUUUGUUUGUUACAGUAUGCAGAAAAAGCACAGGGUCAAAGGUAAUUUGAAUGAACUAAACUCAUUUUGCACAAGUUCGGAGAACACUUAUCAUUCCAAACUGGGCUGCUGCAUCAGAUUGUACUCCAUUUUCAUCUUCAUAUCAUCAUCAUACCUUAAGUGAAUACAUGUUGCAUGUUAUAUUAACUUGAUAAUUGUAAGUGCUGAAUGUUUGUACAAAGUGUAGAUAAGCUUGUGUAGAUAAUUAAGGGGUAAUAACUCUUCCCUAUAUUAAAUUAAGAUGUUUUGA